Molecule: messenger RNA, 24020 nt
Organism: Oncorhynchus nerka (sockeye salmon)
Lineage: Eukaryota; Metazoa; Chordata; Actinopteri; Salmoniformes; Salmonidae
Product: plectin-like
Biological process (GO): hemidesmosome assembly; intermediate filament cytoskeleton organization; wound healing
Cellular component (GO): cytoplasm; intermediate filament; focal adhesion
Molecular function (GO): ankyrin binding; structural constituent of cytoskeleton; microtubule binding
Source: RefSeq, a predicted model, not a curated record
ACUCACACACAAAUACACACACACACACACAGAGCAACAAUGGUGGCCGGAAUGGUGAUGCCCUUGGUGGACUUGAGGGUCAUCUACGAGCUCCUGUUUCGCGAUGGCGUCAUGGUGGCCAAGAAGGACAAGCGGCCCCAGACCAAGCACCCAGAGAUCCCCAGCGUGGGAAACCUGCAGGUGAUCCGCGCCAUGGCCUCCCUCAAGUCCAGGGGCUACUUGAGGGAGACGUUCGCCUGGAGGCACUUCUAUUGGUACCUGACCAACGAGGGCAUUGUUUACCUGCGCGACUACCUCCGUCUGCCUGCUGAGAUCGUCCCCUCUUCCCUGCAAAGGGUUCGCCGUCCAACAGCCACCUUGGCCGUUGCCCAAAGGGCAGCGCGUGGGGUCCAGUCAGUGGACGGCCCCACAUCUUAUGUCCCCAAACCUGGCAGAGAAGAGAGUCAGGAGGCGAUGGCUGAGCGCCAGGUCUACCGACACAGGAGGCUGGACGCAGCUGAGGAGGAAGGCCCCUCAGACCGAACGCCAAGGUUCAGAGGUCGCCCCAUGGCCACCGAGCCGGUCAGACCAAGAGCACCAUGGGUAUCUGAGGCCCAGGCCCAGCCUCCCCCGAGGAUGGCACAGGGCUUCCACACUGAGGCUUCAAUGAUGGAGGAAAGCCAGGGGAAGAGGGCAUCCACGGUUACCUUCUUUCGGACCACUGAGGCUAGUAGCAGAAAAGCAGUGAUGUCCCCCCAGGAGAAGAUCAUCACUAAGGUCCAUGCAGAAAGGCCCCAGGUGUUUCCGGUUCAGAAAAAUUCCACUUCAACACAUGAAUCACAGGUCAGCAUCAAGUCAGUCUCCUCCAAAACAGCCCUCCCAUUAGCUGUUACUGCAAUGGCUAGUGCUGCAGUAGCUGGGGCUGCAGCAGUGAAGGUCUCAGCUGAAUCCUCUUUCAAUGAAACGGGUGAAGAGAAGCCCAAGAAAGCUGCAGCAGCGACCGUCCCUGAGGAGACCCCCAAAGUCUCUGCUGAACGUUUCCCCAGUAAGCCAGCCAUCCCAGCACCCCUGCCCCCUACUAAAAAGGUUAAGGAGGAGAAAAAAACAGAAGUGAAGGUAAUUCUAGAACCCAAGAAAGCAUCAGAAAUGACUGUCCCCCAAGAGACCCCGAAGCUCUCAGCCGAACCCACCAAAUCAUUCAAAGUUGACAUCACUGCUCACCUACCAGUGGUCAAUGGCAAUGACGGUGUUGUUAUUGAGAAGGUUAUCGAAACUAAGAAAGUGAUGAUUGAAGAUGGCUCCAAAUCAAAGAAGAAAAAAGCAACAGCGAAGGCUGUGAUUGCUGAACCACCUGUCACAAAGGUGUCCCCAGAAAAAGGACUGAAGACCCCAGAGGAAGAGACACAGGAGCCUGCCACCCCACCAGCUAUGACAUCGUCAAUAAAGCCCAAGGGACCAGAAUCCAAGAAUGAAACUAAGGCUGAGGUUCGAAGAGAAACUAAGGCUGAGGUUCAAAAAUCAAAAGAGGCUGAUCAUCAGACCUCCAAACCAGUGGUGGAACAGAGCAACACGAAAUCUGUAGUAUUACAAGAUGCACCCCAUCCCGUUGCAGCCCCUCCAGCUGAGCCUCCAAUCACUGUCCAAGUGCAGGAGAAGGCUGAGACAACCAAUAAAGUGACCUCAGGCUCAUCUGGAAAAAUAUCCCACAGGUCAAAGAUGAGUGUCACUAAAGUGGAAAUGGUGACAGUGGCGAAGACAAUAAAGAUGGAGAUGACACAGGAAGCCCUCAAACCUGUGGAGAUGACUUUUACACUGCCACUGCAACCACCUCAACCUGCCAUAGUGCCGGAGGCUAAAGCCCCUAUAGAAACAACUGUGGUUGAUUCAUCAAAGGCAAAAAAAGCUAAAAAGAAAAAGCAGGUUUCUUCCCCAAACCUUGAAACCACAAAACCAUUAUCCCCACCUGCAGCUGAAACAUUAUCAGCAACAGAGGUGCCGCUGACCAGGGCCACCGUCAAGGGUGACCUCCCAAACACCCCCGGGGCAAAGGUAAUGGACUGCUGUCCAAAGAUGCCUCCGGAAAGAACGUGGUCUGAGGAAACCAGCGUGGCAGCAGCUGUGCAGGCUGGGUCCCCUGCUUUAGACAAAGGGGAGGCGGAGCCUGCCCAGCUCUCUGCUGAAAAAAUCAAACGGGAGGACCCGAAACCAAAAACCUCCUCUGCGAGGGAAGCACCCGUUGCAGCCCGAGAGACAGUGUCAGCCAGAGUCGAGGCACGGGCCAGCCUCCACACUGAGCAGGGGGAGCUUCCCAGAGUUGUUGCACAACACUCAGCCGCUCUAGCAGCAGCACAGAGCACAGAGGAGGAGAAGAAGAAAAGUCUAUCUGUUCCUCCCAAGGCCUUGGAGAAGGACAAGGAACCCCCACAGACCCCUGCUACCACUGCAGCCACAGCCCCUCUGCCAGCACAGCCUCACCUGGAGGACACCAGUGACCAGCCUGUAGACGAGGCCAACAUGAGGAAGAAGAUAGUAGUGGUGGAGGAGGUGAUUGAGGUGCAGCACAUAAAUAGCCCACAGGCAGUGGCUGGAGGAGAGGUUCCUCCUCCUGUUGUACCUGAGAUAGCAGGGCAAGAACUGGACUUUGAUGUCCUGCACGCACUGGCCAUCGAACGGGCUCUCCUGGCCGGGGGAGCGGUGGUCGAGUCCGCCCAGAGCACCAUCUCCGACGAUGACUGGGACCACUCUCUGGACGUACCCGAGGAGAAGACCUUCCCCAACUUCAUAGAAGAUGAACGGGAUCGGGUACAGAAAAAGACCUUCACAAAAUGGGUGAACAAACACUUGAUAAAGUCACAGAGUCAGGUGACUGAUCUGUAUGAAGACCUGAGAGAUGGACACAACCUGAUCUCCCUCCUGGAGGUCCUCUCUGGGGAGACACUGCCCAGAGAGAAAGGCCGCAUGAGAUUCCACAAGCUGCAGAAUGUACAGAUUGCACUGGACUUCCUCAAACACCGACAGGUCAAGCUGGUGAACAUCAGAAACGAUGACAUCGCGGAUGGCAACCCCAAGCUGACCCUUGGGCUGAUAUGGACCAUCAUCCUUCACUUCCAGAUCUCGGACAUCCAGGUGAAUGGCCAAUCAGACGACAUGUCGGCCAAGGAGAAGCUGCUGAUGUGGUCCCAGCGCAUGGUGGAUGGCUACCAGGGCAUCCGCUGUGACAACUUCACCACCAGCUGGAGGGACGGCAAGCUCUUCAGCGCCGUCAUCCACAAACACCAGCCUAGACUCAUUGACAUGAGUAAGGUGUACCGCCAGACCAACGUGCAGAACCUUGAGUACGCCUUCAACGUGGCCGAGACGGACCUGGGCGUGACACGCCUGUUGGAUCCAGAGGAUGUUGACGUGCCACAUCCUGAUGAGAAGUCCAUCAUCACCUACGUGUCGUCCCUGUAUGACGCCAUGCCCCGGGAUGUCCAGGAUGGAAUCCAGGCUAACGAGCUGGAGCUGCGCUGGACAGAGUACUAUGAGCUGGUCACUAUCAUUCGGCAGUGGAUAAGCCACCAUGUCGUUAUCUUCGGGGAGAGGAGGUUCCCAGGCAGCUAUGAGGAGAUAGAGAUCCUGUGGCGUCAGUUCUUGAAGUUCAAAGAGACAGAACUGCCUGCAAAGGAGGCCGACAAGCACCGUUCCAAACUCAUCUACCAGUCCUUUGAGAGUGCAGUGCAUGCUGGUCAGGUCAAGGUUCCUCCAGGCUACCAUCCCAUUGACGUGGAGAAGGAAUGGGGCCGUCUGCACGUGUCCAUCCUUGAGAGAGAACGACUGCUCAGGACAGAGUUUGAGAGGCUAGAGAGACUCCAGAGGAUCGUCAGUAAAGUCCAGAUGGAGUCCGGUGUGUGUGAGGAGCAGCUCAACCAGCUGGAGACCCUGCUGCAGACGGACAUCCGUCUCCUGAGUGCAGGGAAGCCGGCUCAGCACACUGCCGAGGUGGCGCGGGACCUGGACAAGGCAGAUGGCAUGAUACGUCUGCUCUUCAAUGACGUGCAGCUGCUCAAAGAUGGGCGCCACCUGCAGGCCGAGCAGAUGUACCGCAGGGUGUACCGCCUUCACGAGCGUCUUGUGAACCUGCGCACCGAUUACAACCUGCGUCUCAAGUCGCAGGUGACGACCACCCAGAUGAUCCAGACCCAGACCAUCCAGCAGUCGUCCUCCAGGGUGCGUCCCGAGCUGGACGAGGUGACCCUGCGUUACGCCCAGGACCUGCUGACCUGGGUGGAGGAGAGUCAGAGGCGGAUUGACGAGGCCGAGUGGGGCUCGGACCUGCCCACCGUGGAGUCUCAGCUGGGCAGCCACCGGGGCCUGCACCAGACCGUGGAGGACUUCCGCGCCAAGAUCGAACGGGCCAAGGCUGACGAGAGCCAGCUAUCCCCAGUCAGUAAGGGGAUGUACAGUCAAUACCUGGGCAAACUGGACCUUCAGUAUGCCAAGCUGCUGAACUCCUCCAAGUCUCGUCUACGUAACCUGGACUCGCUCUAUGUGUUUGUCAGCGCGGCAACCAAGGAGCUGAUGUGGCUCAACGACAAAGAGGAGGAGGAGGUCAACUACGACUGGAGCGACCGCAACACCAACAUGACCGCCAAGAAAGACAACUACUCGGGUCUGAUGCGUGAGCUGGAGCUGAGAGAGAAAAAGGUCAACGACAUCCAGGGCACAGGAGACAAGAUGCUGAAGGAGGGCCACCCUGGCAAGAAAACAGUGGAGGCCUUCACAGCAGCCCUGCAGACUCAGUGGAGCUGGAUCCUGCAGCUGUGUUGUUGCAUCGAGGCUCACCUCAAAGAGAACACAGCGUACUACCAGUUCUUUUCGGACGUGAAAGAAGCUGAGGAGACGAUGAAGAAGAUGCAGGAGACGAUGAAGAAGAAGUACAGCUGCGAUCGCACCACUACGGCCACGCGACUGGAGGACCUGCUGCAGGAUGCUAUGGAGGAGAAGGAACAGCUGAACGAGUUUAAGACUCACGUGGCCGUCCUGAACAAGAGGGCCAAGACCAUAAUCCAGCUGAAGCCCCGUAACCCCACCAAGUCCAUCAAGGGCAAACUGCCCAUCCAGGCCGUGUGCGACUUCAAACAGAUGGAGAUCACCGUCCAUAAGGGAGAGGAGUGUGCCCUCAUCAACAACUCCCACAGCCCAAAGUGGAAGAUCCUGAACCGCUCAGGCAUUGAGGCGGUGGUGCCUUCAGUCUGCCUCCUGGUUCCACCUGUCAACAAGGAGGCUAUGGACAGUGUGUCCAGUCUGGACUCUGGUCACCAGUCGAUGCUGCUCCUGUGGCAGAGAAUGCAUGUGGACAUGAAGAGCAUGCUGUCCUGGCAGUACCUGACGAGAGACAUCACACAGAUACGUACCUGGAACAUCACCAUGUUUAAGACCAUGAAGGUGGAGGAGUACAGGCUGAUUAUGAGGAACCUGGAGCUUCACUAUCAGGACUUCAUGCGUGACAGUCAGGAUUCCCAGCUGUUUGGGCCGCACGACCGCAUGCAGAUCGAAGGCGACUACUCGAAGACCACACAGUACUACGACAACCUUCUGCGCUCUGUGGAGAAAGGACCAGUGGUUAAAACCAAAGGUGAGCAGGACGAGUCGAUGUGUGUGACCUACAUCACCCACAUCAAGGACCUGCGUCUACGGAUAGAGGACUGCGAGGCUCGUACCGUGGCCCGCAUCCGCAAGCCCGUGGACAAGGACCCCAUCCAGGACUGUGCCCAGAAGACCACCGACCAAAAGAAAGUCCAAGUGGAGCUUGAGGGGAUCAAGAAGAACCUGGACCAGGUGGCCGUGAAGACCGAGGAGGUCCUGAGUACCACUCCUCAGCAGUCCAGCACGGCCCCUGUCCUGCGCUCUGAACUGGACUUCACCCUGAAGAAGAUGGACCACGCCUACAUCCUCUCCUCUGUCUAUCUAGAGAAGCUGAAGACGGUGGACGUGGUCAUCCGCAACACGCAGGGGGCCGAGGGCGUUCUGAAGAAGUACGAGCAGCGACUGCGCGAGGUCCAAACGGUACCCAAUGACGUCAAGGAGGUGGAGAUGUACCGCACCCAGCUCAAGAAAAUGCGCGCUGAAGCGGAGGGUGAAAAGCCUGCAUUCGAUUCUCUGGAGGGCGAGCUCGGAAAGGCAGCAGCCGUGAGCGAGAAGAUGUCUCGUGUGCACAGUGAGCGUGACGCUGAGUUGGACCACUACCGUCAUCUCCUGUCCGGUCUCCAGGACCGCUGGCAGGCUGUGUUCUCCCAGAUGGACCUGCGUCAGCGGGAGCUGGAGCAGCUGGGUCGCCAGCUGGGUUACUACAGAGAGAGCUACGACUGGCUCAUCCAGUGGAUCGGUGAGGCCAAGCAGAGGCAGGAGAAGAUCCAGGCCGUGUCCAUCAGCGACAGCAAGACUCUGAAGGAGCAACUGGCCCAGGAGAAGAAACUUCUGGAAGAGAUUGAGCAAAACAAAGAGAAAGUUGACGAGUGUCAGAAAUAUGCUAAGGCGUAUAUCGACACUAUCAAGGAUUAUGAACUCCAGUUGGUGGCCUACAAAGCACAGGUGGACCCUCUCUCACCCCUGAAGAAAACCAAAAUGGAUUCGGCCUCAGAUAACAUCAUUCAAGAGUACGUGACGCUAAGAACCCGCUACAGCGAGCUGAUGACUCUGACCAGUCAGUAUAUCAAGUUUAUCACCGACACACAGCGCCGCCUGGAGGACGAGGAGAAAGCUGCUGAGAAAAUGAAAGCGGAAGACAGGAAAAAAAUGGCAGAGAUGCAGGCUGAGUUAAACAAACAGAAGCAGCUAGCUGAAUCUCAUGCAAAGGCCAUUGCCAAGGCCGAGCAGGAAGCUCAAGAGCUGAAGCUCAUGAUGCAGGAGGAAGUCAGCAGGAGACAAGUUGUGUCUGUAGAUGCAGAAAAGCAAAAGCACAAUAUCCAGCUGGAACUACAUGAGCUCAAAAAUCUCUCAGAGCAGCAGAUCAAGUCCAAGAGUCAACAGGUAGAAGAAGCCAAUCAGAGCAGAGUCAAGAUUGAGGAGGAAAUCCGUAUCAUCAGGAUCCAGCUGGAGACCACUGUCAAACAGAAGUUUACAGCUGAGGAUGAGCUCAAGCAGCUCCGGGAAAAAGCGUCUGAAGCCGAGAGGCUGAGGAAGCUUGCACAGGAGGAGGCUGAGAAGCUCCGCAAACAGGUCAACGAGGAGACCCAGAAUAAACGCAAGGCAGAGGAAGAGCUCAAAUUAAAGUCUGAGGCUGAGAAGGAGGCAGCCAAGCAGAAGCAGAAGGCUCUGGAAGACCUUGAGAAGCUGAAGAUGCAGGCGGAGGAGGCGGAGAGACGCAUGAAGCAAGCUGAAGUGGAGAAGGAGAGGCAGAUCAAGGUUGCCCAGGAGGUGGCACAGAAGAGUGCUGCCACCGAACUCCAGAGCAAACGCAUGUCCUAUGUUGAAAAGACAUCAAAGCUGGAGGAAUCACUCAAACUAGAGCAUGUCACCGUCAUCCAGCUGCAGGAGGAGGCAGCUCGUCUCAAGAAGCAACAGGAAGAGGCUGAUAUGGCCAGGGAGGAGGCGGAGAAGGAGUUAGAGAAAUGGAGACAGAAAGCCAAUGAGGCACUCCGCUUAAGGCUCCAGGCUGAGGAAGAAGCUCACAAAAAGAGUCGUGCCCAGGAGGAUGCCGAGAAACAGAAGGAGGAUGCUGAGCGUGAGGCCAGGAAGAGGGCUAAAGCUGAGGAGUCGGCACUCAAACAGAAAGAUAUGGCAGAGCAAGAGCUGGAGAGGCAGAGGAGGAUAGCUGAGGGAACUGCUCAGCAGAAACUCUCAGCAGAACAGGAGUUAAUCCGGCUAAGGGCAGACUUCGACCAUGCUGAGCAACAGAGAUCCCUGCUUGAUGACGAGCUGUACCGCCUGAAGAAUGAAGUCAAUGCAGCUGAGCAGCAAAGGAAACAGCUUGAAGAUGAACUGGCCAAAGUGAGGAGUGAAAUGAAUAUACUCCUGCAGCUAAAGUCCAAGGCAGAAAAGGAGAGCAUGUCCAACACUGAGAAGAGCAAACAGCUCCUUGAAUCUGAAGCUGCAAAAAUGAGGGACCUUGCUGAGGAGGCCGGCAAACUUAGAUCCAUCGCUGAGGAAGCCAAGCGACAAAGGCAAGUUGCUGAGCAAGAAGCAGCUCGUCAAAGAGUUGAAGCUGAAAGGAUCCUCAAAGAGAAGCUUGCUGCCAUUAACGAGGCAACUCGCAUGAAGACUGAAGCAGAGAUUGCCCUCAAAGAAAAAGAGGCUGAGAAUGAGCGACUCAGACGACAAGCUGAGGAUGAAGCUUACCAGAGGAAAGCUCUGGAGGACCAAGCCAGCCAGCACAAGCAAGAUAUUGAAGAAAAGAUCAAUCAACUCAAAAAGUCAUCUGAGAAUGAGUUGGGAAGACAAAAGACACUUGUAGAUGAAACUCUCAAGCAGAGACGAGUGGUUGAGGAGGAAAUUCGCAUUCUCAAGCUAAACUUUGAGAAAGCCUCAUCUGGCAAGCUUGAUUUGGAGCUGGAGUUGAAUAAACUGAAAAACAUUGCAGAGGAAACACAACAGAGUAAACUCCAAGCUGAAAAAGAGGCUGAGAAACACAGGAAACUUGCCCUGGAGGAGGAGAAACGCAGGCGCGAAGCAGAGGAAAAGGUCAAAAAAAUCACUGCUGCAGAGGAAGAAGCAGGCAGACAGUGCAGAAAUGCGCAGGAGGAAGUUGAGCGCCUCAAAAAGAAAGCAGAUGAAGCCAAAAAGCAGAAAGAGGAUGCUGACAAGGAAGCAGAAAGACAGAUCCUCGUAGCCAAACAAGCAGCACAAAAAUGCAAUGCAGCAGAACAGCAAGUUCAGAGUGUCCUUGUCCAACAGAAGGAGGACAACCUCACACAGAAACAGCUCAAGGAAGAGUAUGAGAAAGCCAAGAUGCUUGCGAAACAGGCGGAGCUUGCCAAGGAAAAGGCAGAGAAGGAGGCUGCUCUUCUCCGGCAACAAGCUGAGGAUGCAGAACGCCAAAAACAGGCCGCUGAACUCGAAGCUUCCAACCAAGCCAAAGCUCAAGAGGAAGCCGUGAAAUUGAGAAAGGAGGCAGAGUUCGAAGCUGCCAAGCGAGCGCAGGCUGAGGCUGAUGCAAUCAAACAGAAACAACAAGCAGAUGCUGAGAUGGAAAAGCACAAAAAGCUUGCAGAGAAAACAGUGAGUCAAAAGUCUCAGGUAGAGAAAGAGCUCACAAAGGUCAGGCUUCAGCUGGAUGAAACUGACAAGCAAAAAUCUGUCUUAGAUGAGGAGCUGCAGCGCUUAAAGGACGAAGUCGGUGAUGCGGUCAAGCAGAAGGCCCAGGUGGAAGAGGAGUUAUUCAAAGUCAAGAUUCAGAUGGAGGAGCUGGUCAAACUGAAACUCAGAAUUGAGCAGGAGAACCAGCGUCUUAUCAAAAAGGACAAGGAUAACACUCAGAAAUUCCUGGCCGAGGAAGCUGAGAACAUGAAGAAGCUUGCAGAAGAAGCUGCCAGACUCAGUGUGGAAGCCCAGGAGGCUGCACACAUGAGACAGAUCGCUGAAUCUGACCUCUCCCAACAGAGGGCACUUGCAGAGAAGAUGCUAAAGGAGAAGAUGCUUGCCAUUCAGGAAGCAUGUAAACUGAAAGCAGAGGCUGAGAUGCUCCAAAGACAGAAGGACCUGGCUCAAGAGCAGGCCCAGAAGCUGCUUGAGGAUAAACAACUGAUGCAGCAGCGUCUUGAGGAAGAGACUGAGGGCUUCCAGAAAUCCUUGGAAGCUGAGCGCAGGAGACAGCUGGAGAUCACCGCCGAAGCUGAAAACCUCAAAGUCAAAGUGUCCCAACUAAGUGAUGCUCAGUCCAAAGCAGAGAAUGAGGCCAAGAAAUUCAAGAAGCAAGCAGAUGAGAUCAGUGCCCGUCUACAUCAGACAGAGCUAGCAACUAAAGAGAAAUGGACUGUUGUAGAGGAACUUGAAGUGCAACGACUGAGCAGCAACAAAGAGGCUGAUGAGUUACGCAAAGCCAUCGCUGAUCUAGAAAAGGAGAAGGACAAACUGAAAAAGGAGGCCGAAGACCUACAGAAUAACUCUAAAGAGAUGGUCAAUGCUCAGCAGAAACAAAUCCAACACGAGAAGACAGUACUCCAGCAGACAUUCACCACAGAGAAGGCGGCGCUGUUGAAGAAAGAGAAACAAAUUGAAGAGGAGAAGAAGAAGCUGGAGAACCAGUUUGAGGAAGAGGUCAAGAAGGCCAAGGCCCUCAAAGAAGAACAGGAACGGCAGAGGAAGCAAAUGGAGGAGGAGAAGAAUCAACUUCAGGCUACCAUGGAUGCUGCCCUCAACAAACAAAAAGAGGCUGAGAAAGAAAUGCUCAACAAGCAAAAAGAGAUGCAGGAGCUUGAAAGGAAACGACUUGAACAGGAAAAGCUGCUUGGCGAGGAGAACAAGAAACUUCGCGAGAAACUGCAGCAGCUCGAGGUCGCCCAUAAAGAGCCAAUCUCCCACACCAGAGAAAUCGAUAUCCAGACUGACAAUGUGCCUGAGGAUGAACUGAUCCAUAUGACCAUGGUGGAGACAUCAAAGCAGGUUAUCAAUGGCCAAAGUGUUGGGGAUGAGGUUGACAGUAAGAAGGAUACAUUGUCCUUUGAUGGCAUCCGCGAGAAAGUACCUGCAAGCAGACUUUAUGAAGUUGGCCUUUUGACGAAAAAGGAGUUUGAUAAGCUGAAGAAUGGCAAAGCUACCGUGCAAGACCUCAGCCAGACUGAUAAGUUAAGAACAAUUCUGCAGGGCAAGAACUGUAUAGGGGGUGUCUUGACACAGUCUAAUCAGAAAAUGGCAAUAUAUCAAGCUAUGAAAGAAAAGAAACUGACUCCUGGUUGUGCUUUGAUCCUCCUGGAGGCACAGGCAGCCUCUGGCUAUGUAGUCGACCCAGUUAGAAACAAGAAACUCUCGGUCAGUGAGGCUGUGAAGGAAGGCCUGAUCGGACCUGAGCUGCACAACAAAAUGCUGUCUGCUGAGAGAGCUGUCAUUGGUUACAAAGACCCUUACACCAGUAACAAGAUCUCACUCUUUGAAGCUAUGAAGAAGGGCUUGAUUGACAGAGACCAUGCCAUUAGGCAGCUUGAGGCUCAGAUAGCUACUGGUGGACUCAUUGAUCCCAUAAACAGCCACCGUGUGCCCAUCGAGACUGCAUACAAACAGGGGCAGUUUGAUGCUGAGAUGAACAAGAUACUGGAGGACCCUUCGGAUGACACCAAGGGAUUCUUUGAUCCUAACACCCAGGAGAACUUAACAUACCAUCAGCUAAUGCAGAGAUGCAGCACAGAUCCGGAGACAGGACUGCUGCUCCUGCCCAUCACUGACAAGGCUGCUCUGAGCACAUCAACCUACACAGAGGAGGAGACCAAGGAUGUGUUCAGCAAGACGACCAUCUCUGUGCCAUUCGGAAAAUUCAAAGGAAAGACUGUAACUAUCUGGGAAAUCAUCAAUUCGGAGUACUUUACCGAGGACCAAAGAAAGGAUCUUAUUCGUCAGUACAAGACAGGAAAGAUCACAGUGGAAAAAAUCAUCAAGAUUGUUAUCACCAUGGCAGAGGAAAAGGAAAAAAAGAAUGAAAUCGCUUUUGAGGGUCUGAGGGGACCUGUCCUUGCUACUGAACUACUGGAGUCCAAGAUAAUCGACAAAGACCUCUACAACAAGCUGCACACAGGCAAUAAAACAAUCAAAGAGGUGUCUGAAAUGGAGCCUGUUCACAAAUCCUUGAAGGGUACAAACUGCAUUGCAGGUGUAGUUAUUGACUCAACUAAGGAGACUAUGUCUUUCUAUCAAGCCAUGAAGAAGGAUAUGAUGAGGUUAGGGCCUGCUUUAACUCUGCUGGAAGCACAAGCAGGAACAGGAUUUGUUGUUGAUCCUAUAAAGAAUCAGAAGUUCACUGUCGAUGAAGCUGUGAAAGCAACUGUCAUUGGUCCUGAGCUGCAUGAAAAACUACUGUCAGCUGAAAGAGGUGUUACAGGCUACAAAGAUCCUUACACAGGAAAGACUGUGUCUUUGUUCGAAGCAAUGAAGAAAGAACUCAUUCCAAAAGAUCAGGGCAUCAGACUCCUAGACGCGCAGCUUGCAACAGGAGGCAUCAUUGAUCCAGUGAAAAGCCACCGCAUCCCACAUGAUGUUGCCUGUAAACGAGGCUUCUUUGAUGAUGAAAUGAAGCAUAUUCUGAAUAAUCCAACUGAUGAUGUUAAAGGCUACUUUGACCCCAACACACAGGAAAAUGUCACAUACUCACAGCUAUACAAGAGAUGUGUCACUGACAAUAAAUCUGGCCUUCAGCUUCUUCCUCUGUCUGAGAAAGCAAUCAAUGCAAAGGAAGAGCAUACAUACACAGACGUCCAAACCAAAGAGGCCAUGAGCCAAGAAACAAUGGAGCUGCAGUCUGGUCCAUUCAAAGGGAAGAAACUCACUAUCUGGGAAAUUAUCCACUCUGAAUAUAUUACAGAGGAACAGAGAAUUGACCUGAUGAGGCAGUAUAGGUCUGGAAAGAUUACAAUAGAAAAGAUCAUCACGAUUGUGAUCACCAUUGUAAACGAGAAAGAGGCUAAGAAACAAGAGCAAGACAGCUUUAAAGGGCUUAGAGCACCUGUUUCUGCCAAGUCACUGUUUGAUUCCAAAAUCAUUGACAAAUCUACGUUUGACAUGCUCCAACAAGGCAAAAAGACACCUACACAGGUCAGCGAAAAUGUCAAUGUAAGCAAGUACCUGCAGGGCUCUGACAGUAUUGCUGGUGUCUACCUUGAACCGACAAAAGAGAAGAUCAGCAUCUAUCAAGCUAUGAAGAAAAAUCUUCUGAGACACAACACAGGCCUGUCACUUCUAGAGGCCCAAGCUGCCACAGGGUUCAUUAUAGAUCCAGUGAAGAACCAGUACCUGUCAGUGGAUGAUGCAGUUAAAGCAGGCAUUGUCGGCCCUGAGCUACAUGAGAAACUGCUUGCUGCUGAAAAAGCAGUCACUGGUUACAAAGAUCCCUUCACGGGCAAAACAAUCUCUCUCUUCCAAGCAAUGGAAAAAGAUCUAAUCAUUAAAGAGCAUGUCAUGCCACUCUUGGAGGCCCAACUGAGUUCAGGAGGAAUCAUUGAUCCUGUGAACAGCCACCGCGUUCCUAUUGACGUUGCCUAUCAGAAGAGCUUUUUCAGCAAAGAAAUGACACACAGCUUCUCUAAACCAUCUGACGAUAACAAAGCUUUCUCAGACCCCAAUUCAGAUGAUAAAGUAACAUACAAACAGCUGAAAGAGAAGUGCACUAGAGAUCCUGAUUCAGGCAUGAACCUUCUACCACUUUCCAAGCCACAGGCCCCUAUUGUGGUGGAGAAGACAUACCUCUACACGGAGGAACAGACGCAGAAUGACCUGGCCACAACACAAAUUGACCUCCCCAGUUCACUUGAGUCCCUUGCUGGAGGGUCAAAAAGUCUCUGGGACAUCAUGAACUCAAAUCUACUUCCUGAGCAAGAGAGGAAGAAGCUGAUGGAGGAGUAUCGUUCUGGCAGUAUCACUAAAGAGCGCAUGAUCAUCAUCAUUAUUGAGAUUAUGGAGCAGAGAGAGAUCAUCCGAGGUGAAACUGUUAAGUCCUGCAACACAAUCAGACGUAGGGUCACUAUCGAGGAGCUCUACAAUUCCCGUAUCAUUGACCUGGAGACAUUCAACCUGCUGAAGCAAGACAAAAGAAACAUCCGUGACAUUAUGGAGAUGCAGAGUGUGAAGCAGUAUCUGUUUGGCACGGGCUGCGUUGCUGGUGUCAUAUCUGACUCCACUUCCAGGAUGAGCAUUUAUUCAGCGAUGAAGAGAGGGUUCUUGAAGCCUGAAAUUGCCCUUAGUCUCUUGGAAGCACAAGCAGCAACAGGAUUCAUAAUUGAUCCUGUCAGAAACGAGACACUCACUGUUGAUGAGGCUGUCCGCAAGGGUGUGGUCGGCCCUGAGAUCCAUGACAGACUUCUGUCAGCUGAGAGAGCGGUCACGGGCUACAAGGACCCUUACAGUGGCAAAAUAAUAUCUCUCUUCCAAGCAAUGAAAAAGGACCUUGUUCUGGAGGAUUAUGCUCUGAAAAUGUUGGAGGCUCAGACUGCCACAGGAGGCAUUAUGGAUCCUGAUUUCUACUUCCACCUCCCAGCGGACAUUGCCACACAGAGAGGAUACAUCAACAAGGAAACAAAUGAAAGGCUUGCUGAUGACGUAAAGGGAUUUGUUGACCCUGUCACUGAGGAGAAACUUUCUUAUGCCCAAUUACUCAGGAGAUGCAAGAUUGACCCUACCAAUGGGAUGCGCUUGCUGUCACUGGGAGACAAGAGACUGACGUUCAAAGGUCUUAGAAAACAGAUCACCAUAGAGGAGAUGUUACGCUCUCAGAUCAUCGACCAACAGACGGUCAAUGAGCUGAAUGAAGGUCUGAUUUCAGUGGAAGAGGUUAGCCGUAGACUCCAAAAAUACCUUGAGGGCACAAGCUGUAUCGCUGGUGUUUAUGUAGAGGGAACUAAUGACCGUCUAUCAGUCUACCAAGCCAUGAAAAAGAACAUGAUCAGGCCAGGAACUGCCUUUGAACUGCUGGAGGCUCAGGCUGCCACAGGCUAUGUAAUUGACCCAAUCAAAAAUCUCAAACUUACUGUCAAUGAAUCUAUCAAGAUGGGAAUAGUGGGGCCAGAAUUCAAAGACAAGCUUCUCUCUGCUGAGCGUGCCGUGACAGGUUACAGAGACCCCUAUUCCGGAAAGACAAUCUCUCUGUUCCAGGCCAUGAAGAAGGGGCUCAUCUUAAAAGACCAUGGAAUACGUCUCCUUGAGGCUCAGAUUGCCACUGGCGGAAUCAUUGACCCAGAGGAGAGUCAUCGCUUGCCAGUGGAGGUGGCCUACAACCGUGGCCUCUUCGACGAGGAGAUGAAUGAGAUUCUCACAGAUCCAUCAGAUGACACCAAGGGUUUCUUCGAUCCCAACACUGAGGAGAACCUGACAUACCUCGGGCUAAUGGAGAGGUGCAUCACUGACCCAGCUACUGGCCUUGUCCUCCUGCUCCUGAAGGAGAAGAAGCGCGAGAGAAAGACCUCCUCCAAAUCCUCUGUCCGCAAACGCCGAGUGGUCAUCGUGGACCCAGAGUCAGGCAAAGAGAUGACUGUCUAUGAGGCAUUUAGAAAGCAGCUCAUUGACCAUCAGACCUACCUGGAGCUUUCUGAGCAGGAGUGUGAGUGGGAAGAGAUCACACAGACAUCCUCUGAUGGCGUUGUCAAGUCAAUGAUCAUCGACAGACGGUCAGGAAGACAGUAUGACAUUGAUGACGCCCUCGCACGAGGCCUCAUCGACCAGACUUCACUUAGUACCUACCGCUCCGGAAACCUGUCCAUCACUGAGUUUGCUGACAUGCUGUCUGGAAACAUGGGUGGCUUCCGCUCCCGGUCAUCCUCUUUUGGUUCCACCUCUGGUUCCACCUCAUCAUCAUACAAUCCCAUGAGCCCCAUACCCUCCAUUAGACCCCCUGCAAUCAUGUGGAAUGACCCCACGGAGGAGACUGGCCCUGUAGCCGGAAUCCUGGAUACAGACACUUUGGAGAAGGUGUCAGUCACAGAGGCCAUGCACAGGAACCUUGUGGACAAUAUAACAGGCCAAAGACUACUUGAGGCACAAGCCUGCACAGGGGGCAUAAUUGACCCAACUACUGGUGAACGAUUCGCUGUUACUGAGGCAACCGAGAAAGGGCUUGUGGACAAGGUGAUGGUGGACCGUAUCACCCUGGCUCACAAAGCUUUCAAUGGAUUUGAGGACCCAAGAACCAAAGUGAAGAUGUCUGCCUCCCAAGCUCUAAAGAAAGGCUGGCUGUAUUAUGAAGCUGGGCAACGUUUUCUGGAAGUCCAAUACCUUACGGGGGGGCUGAUUGAACCGGAUGUUGAGGGUAGAGUCUCACUGGACGAAUCCAUCAGAAAGGGCACAAUUGAUGCUCGCACUGCUCAGAAGCUGAGAGAUGUGAGCGCUUACUCCAAAUACCUUACAUGUCCCAAAACCAAACUAAAAAUCUCUUACAAAGAUGCCAUGGACAGAAGCAUGGUUGAGGAAGGAUCUGGCCUGCGACUGCUGGAGGCCUCCUCACAGUCAAGCAAAGGGCUGUACAGCCCAUACAAUGCCAGCAAUUCCGGGUCUGCCGCUGGCUCCCGGUCCGGGUCCAGGACUGGAUCCAGAACAGGAUCCAGAAGAGGCAGCUUUGAUGCCACAGGUUCCGGUUUCAGUAUGAACUUCUCAUCCUCCUCCUUCACCAGCUCCAGCAAUUACGGUGGCCGCAGAUAUGAUGCAGGACCUCAUAAUGGGCUCAACUUGGAUGAGCUAGCCCAAGCCCUUAUGGCUCUAGCAAUGAUCAGGCCAUGCAGCUCAGAAGAACAACGAGCCUUCCCAAUGAUGAUACCAAUGCAUACCACAGUCGAGGAAAGUGUGUAUGGAUUGGCAACACCCACAUCCAAGGAACCAAGCUCUGGGAGGGAGUCAGAGGAGUGGAGCCAAUGGCAGGGGGAGUUCAGAGGUCAAAUCCGAGCCCUGCGACACUGGCUGAAGAGCAUGGAGAUGAGGCUACCUCCUCUGGACCAUACGGAGUUGUAUGGGUCUGGAAAAGAGGAAGCCCAGCAGGUGCAAGAGCGUGUGGACAGCCUGAGGAUACGCUGCUCGGUGUUGAGCCUGACCAGUGGUGACGUGCUGCAGAGACUGGAGCAGGCCCUGGAGGCAUCCAGCCGCUGCACCUCCAGCCAGGAAGACCUCCACCUGUGGCUGGGCCGCAUCGAGAGGGAACUGCUGGGGCCUGCUGGGGGGCAGACUGGGGGUGGAGACACGGCACUCUGUGCUGCAGAGAGACAGAGGUUGGAGCAGGCUGUGGUGAAGGAGAUGGCCUGGUUCAGAGACACUGCCCUAGGCCUGGAGCAACUCAAAGCCAUUACUCUGGAGCCUGAGCUUAUCUCUGCCCAACUCUAUGAACAGAAGAUCCUUGCGGUGGAGAUUCUGCAACACAAGUUCAACAUUGAGAAGAUGGUGAAGAUCGCUGAAAUCUUGCAGACAUACGGCGAUGAAGGGGAGAUAAGGGAUCUGCAGACCCCGUUGGAUGCCUUACAGGAACAAUGCAACACCACAUCAGCCACCAACUCCCAUGUGGUCCUGCAGCUGGAGCAUGCCCAAUCCCUCUUGGUUCAGUUCACUGAGGGCUUUGCUGAGGUGUCACCAUGGCUACAGGAAACCCAAGCACUCAUUGGCCAGCUCUCCCUGAGCACCAUUAGCUACAAGGCAUUCCGAGAACAACAGGACCUCUUACAGGGCCUAAGGGAGUCCAUAGCAGAGCAUAGACCUCUGAUAGCACGGCUGUGCUCGCUGGGGAAGCGUCUGUCAGAGCUUAGUCCCGCCCAGGGGGAGGAGUUCUGUCAUAGCGCCACAGAGGCUGAGGAGCAGCACAGGGCCAUCAGGGACAGGGUCAGAGAGGCUGCCAAUCUGCUGGAAGAGUCCCUGCCAAGAUACACACAGUUGAAUGAGAGGAUGACGCUGAUUAGAGAGAGUCUGGAUCGUCUGCUUGGCCACAUGCAGUCCCCAGACUCUCUGCAGGGCCACACCCCGCGCAUCCAGGAGCAGCUACAGGACAACAAGCACACCCUGGCUGAGCUCUCCAAGCUGGAGCUGGGGCUGGGGAGUGUCCGGACCCAGGCUGACGAGCUCCUGGCCAACACGCUGGCAGCUGGGGACGCCUCCAUCGGUACAGCGAUCCAGGAGCAGGUGUCCAGCCUGACCCAGCUGUGGGAGGAGGCUCAGACGCAGGCUCAGGAGAGAGAUGGCUGGCUGCUCAAUCUGCUGGACCUGGCUCUCAAGUUCUGGAGCGAUGUUAGUGACGUGGCGGCUGGCCUGAACGAUGCCCAACAGGCUGUCCUGGACCUUAACGCCAGUAGGACAGACUCAGAGACCAUCCGCCAGAGCCUGGAGACCAUGCAGACACUCAGGAAGGACAUUGACAGUCUACAGGGGGAGCUGGACACGCUUGGCAUUCUGGGAAUGGACCUGAUGUCAGCAUGUGGGGAUACAGACAAACCUGAUGUCACCAAGAGCCUAGAUGAGCUCUACUGCACAUGGAACAACCUGAGUAAACUCUGGAGUGAGUGUCACAAAACGCUGGAGGAAUCUUUACAGAUGGCUCUACACUACCAGGACACCAUACAGGGGCUUUUCGAGUGGCUCAAGUCAGCAGAGCUGAGAUCCACAGAGGAGUUCUUGGUAGGAACUGACCUGGAGUCAGUCAAAGAGCAGCUGUGUGAUCUCAAGGAGUUUAAACGGGAGCUGUACCAGAAGAAGAUCGAGGUGGAGAGCCUGAACCACCGCUUCGUGUGCAGGCUGUCUCCAGGCUCUGAGCGUCCCGGAUCCGUCUCUCCCCUGUGUGACUUCAGACAGCGCUGGGACAGCCUGGAGGCAGAGACCGUCAGCAGACAGCAUCAGUUGGAGUGUGCUCUGCUGGGUCUGGGUCAGUUCCAGAACACUCUGGACGAGCUGCACACCUGGCUCUCCCACACAGCCGACCUCCUCCAGGGCAGCCGCCCAAUCAGCAUCGACCUGCAGGCAUGCGAGAUAGAGCUGGCCAAACACAAGGUGCUGCGUAAUGACGUCAUGUCCCACGUGCGUACGGUGGAGUCUUUGAACCAGGCGGGGAGGGGCCUGUUGGAGGUGGGGACUGGGGACAGCCCUCAUGGUCUGCACCUGCGGCUGGAGCAGCUGAACGAACGCUGGGAGUUUGUCCGCUGUGAGACAGAGCGCAGACAGCUACGGCUGGAGAACAACCUCAGUCAGGUCCAAGAUGUUACCAUGGAGAUCCAGGACCUUCUUCAGUGGUUGGAGAACACAGACCUGAGACUGUCCUCCAGUAAGACAGUGUGGGGGAUGCCUGACUCUGCCAGCGAGAGGCUCAACGCACAUCUGGAACUGUGUAAUGAGAUGGACUCCAAGCUCCAUGCCUACACAGACGUGAGGAACGCCAUCCGCAGGAUGUUGGAGAGCAGCAACGUGACCCGGGGCUCCAGCACGGAACACAGCCUCUGUAUCCUAGAGCAGAAGUGGACUACCGUCUACGGGAAAGUACAGGACCGCAAGGCUAAGCUAACCGAAGGGUUGAGCCUGGCGAAGGAGUUCCACUGUAAUGUCCAGGAGCUGCUGACCAGGAUGGCCAAGUGUGAGGAGGCCAUAGGAGUCCUGCCUGUCCCCAGCUUUGUCCUGGACACAGUCUAUGGCCAGCUGCAAGAACACAGGACUCUGGUGAGUGAGGUGAACUGCUACGGUGAGAAGAAGACAGUGGUGGAGACUGCAGGCUCCAGGCUGACCGAGUUGAGCAGGAAGGAGGAUUGUGACGUGGUUCACAACCUGAUCAUGACCGUACACGACCGCUACAGGAAACUUCACCAGCGAGCCACAGAGAGGGGCCGAACACUAGAGGACGUCAAGAAGAAUGCAAAACAGUUCAGUGAAUCUUGGCGCCUCCUAGUGGACUGGAUGACUGAGGUGGAGCAGACGCUGGACACACAUAAAGAGAUUGCUGUGGACCACGAGGAAAUUAAACUGCAGCUCACCGAACAGAAGGACUUCCAGAAGCUUCUGCGCUCGAAGCGACCCAUGUACGAGGCCACUCUAAAGAGUGGGCGGGGCCUCCAUGAGAGGUCUCAGAGCGCCCAGGACAGACAGCACCUGGAGAACGUGCUCUCUGAGCUCCGGGACUCAUGGGAUACCAUCAGUGGCAAAUCCAUUGAAAGGCAACACAAACUGGAGGAAGCACUGCUGUUUUCAGGCAGAUUCACAGACGCCCUUCAAGCCUUGAAUGACUGGUUAUACAGAGCAGAGCCACAGCUGGCUGAAGACGUACCUGUCGGUGGGGAAAAAGACACGGUCAACAAUCUGAUCGACAAGCACAAGGUGUUCCAGAAGGAGUUGGGGAAGCGAGCCGGGUGCAUUAGGACCCUGAAGCGCUCGGUGAGGGACCUGACCAGGAGCAGCACUGCUGAUGCCCAUUGGUUGCAGGAGCAGAUGGACGAAUUGGAGGCACGCUGGGAGGACGUGUGCAAACUGUCCGUAUCCAAGCAGGCCAGGCUGGAGGCAGCCCUUCAACAGGCUGAGAAGUUUGACAGGCUGGUCCACUCCUUCCUGGAGCAUCUGGCGGAGGCAGAGAGGGUGCUGAGGUACGGGGUCAUCCCUGAGGAGGAGGAAGCUCUGCUGGCCUUCCGCAAACAGCAUGAGGAGUCAAUCACUUCCCUGCGCUCCCAGGAGAUGGAGCUAGAGAGCAUCCGGUGUCUGAAUGAGGAAAUCCUGUCCUCCUGUCACCCAGACUCCAUCAUCACACUCAAGUCCUGGAUCAGCGUCACCAAGACCCGCUACGAAGAGGUGCAGACUUGGGCCCAGCAGCAGGGCCAGAGGAUCCAGGCCAGCCUAUCUGCUCUGGAGGAUGAGCGGGAGAAGCUACAGCGCCUACUGGACUGGAUCUCAUCCGCCGAGGAGGCCCUCAACCUCAGAGACCAGGAGCCACCGGCUGAGAGCAUAGAACACAACCAGGAACUCAUCGCCCAACACAUGGUAUUCAUGGAGGAGCUGAACCGAAAACUACCAGAGGUUGAACAUGCCACUAAAUCCUGCAAAGAGAAGCUGAUCCCCAAACAGCAGGCUUCACCGUGCCGCAAGGCACUGACAAAGAGGAGGAGCACUCUGAAACUCCAGCCUACAGUAAUCCCUCUCCCCCUGGAGAACCUGGACCCUCAGACCCCUCAGCUGUGUCAGCUGGUCAGCCACUGGCAGAAACUCUGGCUCCUGGCUCUGGCCAGACAGGGCCGCCUAGAGCAGCACGAGCAGGGACUCCAAGAGAUGGAGGAAUUUGUGAAUUUCGACUUCAACGUCUGGCGAAAGCGCUACAUGCAGUGGAUCAGCCACCUCAAGUCUCGGAUCCUAGAUGUGUUCCGAAACAUCGACAGGGACCAGGAUGGACGAAUCAGCAAGAAGGAGUUAAUUGACAACGUCCUGGCAUCCAAAUUCCCCACCAACUCCCUGGAGAUGAAUGCAGUGGCCAAUAUCUUUGACAUGAAUGGGGACGGCUUCAUUGACUACUAUGAGUUUGUGAGUGCCCUCCAUCCCAGCCGGGAUCCCUACAGGAGGACGCUAGAUGCAGAUCAGAUCAACGAGGAGGUGGGUCGACAGGUGUCUCAGUGCAACUGUCCCAAGAGGUUCCAGGUGGAGCAGAUCAGUGCCAACCGCUACAGGUUUGGGGAUUCCCAACAGUUGCGGAUGGUGCGUAUCCUGCGCAGUACCCUGAUGGUACGGGUGGGAGGAGGCUGGACAGCACUUGAUGAAUUCCUGGUCAAGAACGACCCUUGUAGAGUGAAAGGUCGGACGAACCUAAAGAUAAAGGAGAAGUACUUGUUCGACAACUCUCGGAGAGGAGGCUCAUCUAAAACCCUGACGGUCAGCAGGUCCAACUCCAGCCUGAGUCUCUACAGCAGCGCCUCGGCUCCUAGCAGCCCCCUAACACGCAAGGCCUUACUGCGGAGGAGUCUCUCAGGUGACCGCUGCAUCCGGCCCAGGAGCUCCAUAGCUGCUCUGGGGUCAGAUCUACAGUUCUCCACUGCGGGGGAUGACGAUUCUCUUUCACCAUCAGAGGAAGCUGAAAGACUGCCCACAUGAUGAGGAAGGUAUGUCCACAACGCGCAUCAUGUGAAUGCUACAGUGAUGAGCUCCACUACAGCCUUGGGGUCCAGAGAGAGAGAGAGAGCGAGAGACCAACAAGACAAGGCCUCAGUCACAAACUCCACAACCUUCAGAAAGUGAUACAAAAGGGCCAGAUACACUAUUGAACACUGUGUUUGCAGGCUCUCUGGAGAGCCUUCGAUUGGUCAGCUAGGGAUCUGGACAUGACCUCUGACCUAAACCUGGACAUAACCCACUACUCUCCUCUCUGAGUCGUUAUAUUGAUAUAGUCAUCAUUUCGAUCAUCUGAACAACUUCGAUACUGGCUUUCCGAAUAUGACAGUAUCCGAGGAUAAAGAUAUUGGAACAGUCUGCAUGGAUACGAAUUGCAUGACGGCUAUCGACAAAGCUUACAAUCUACAACAUUUGUUUUACCCCUGCAUCCUUAUAAUGAUGUCAGGGCAAGCUGCGAUCAAGCAACGGUGUGUCCUGAAGCCUCAAAACUCUGCAAGAACAAACGUGUGUAUUAGCAGCAACUGGAUCAUGGUUUUCUAAGCUAUAUGAAGUCAGGGUUUCAUCAGCGACCGUCAUAAUUAGUUCCCUUAUGUUACUGUGUGUACUGCAUUUCUCCUUUGAAGUAAGUGGGUCUGUAAAAUGCGCUCAAAUGCAAGUACGUGAAGUUGUGCUAGUAGACGCUGUAUUUAGUAACAAGACACAGACCGUCCAAAGGAUGAUGCCAAAGCCUACAGAGCCAAUGGUUCCAUCAUCUUUCACCGUUGUAAUUCUUUUCCCAUGACAUAAUAGGAAACACUAGCCUGGUCCCAGAUCUGCUUGUACUGUUUUCGCCAAUAGCGUCCAUAGGAGUUUGCAAGCCAGCACAAACAGAUCUGGCACCAGGCUAAGGAAAAACUGCUGGCGGGGCCACAUUGCUGUUUCAAGUUACAACUUCAACCUAAACAGACGCUACACUGUCAGUGUAACGGUCGCUUUUUAACGUCCUGUAAGUGUUGUUUUAAAUGCUACAUUUUAAGGUCAAAACAUGUAUGAAGAUGGGCAUGGGUCAUUGUUUUGUUGAGAUUAUUUUCUCAGGUUUGGUUUUGCCCUUUUGAUGUUUAAGGGUUGAAUGUCUACGUGGAACAUUACUGUGAGAUUGUAGAUGUACUUUUUAUGUCACCGCUGAGAAGCCACUGGAGGUUUUAUAUGGCGGGACAUGUUGAAGGGCAAGUUGUGUUCUUCACACAUGAACUUCUCAGCCAUGGAAUGCACUUUUUCUUUGGUUUGGUUCUGUAUGUGUGUGUCACUUUUUGUGAUUUAAUUCACUUAGUUUCAGUGUUUGGGACUAGAGAAAUAGACGGGAGUUUAUUUGAUUUCUGAUGAACAACUGGAGGGUUUCGCAGGGUGUGGCCCUCCCAAAAUACAAAAGUGUAGUUCUCAAUGAGAUCCUGGCUUUCUUUCCUCCAUUCGGUCUUAAUUCGGACUAUUUUAGGCAAAGCAACACAUUCAUUUAUGUCUCUUUCCUCCUUUUGAGCCUAGGCAGAAAAGCAAAAUGUCCCACCUAUAGCAAACGUUCCCCACGUGUGUCUCAAACAAUUACACCUCUGCGUACAACAACUGUCAGACAGAGGAUUGAUGCCGCUCACCAUGACUGUGCCGGUGCUACAAUUCAUAUCAAUAUUAUAAACCCCAAAGAAAACUGUAUAUCAUGUGACCCGCUUGUGAAAGUCUACACCCUCAACUCUACCUCAGACAGAUGAGGUGUGAGGCUUGAGGCUGACGAUGUCCUAAAACGGACAACGUACAAAUAUUUUGUCUAUAGGUGGCAUCUGGACUUGUCCCUGCUUAAUCUUGUAUCAUGCUUGCCUUCUCUAUGGUUUACAGUAUAUCUGGUAAAUUGUACCACUGUAAGCAAGUGUGUGUAUGUUACCACUGUUAGCACGUGUGUGUAUGUUACCACUGUUAGCACGUGUGUGUAUGUUACCACUGUUAGCACGUGUGUGUAUGUUACCACUGUUAGCACGUGUGUGUAUGUUACCACUGUUAGCACGUGUGUGUAUGUUACCACUGUUAGCACGUGUGUGUAUGUUACCACUGUUAGCACGUGUGUGUAUGUUACCACUGUUAGCACGUGUGUGUAUGUUACCACUGUUAGCACGUGUGUGUAUGUUACCACUGUUAGCACGUGUGUGUAUGGGCAUGUGUUAAGUAUGGGUUUUCAUUUUUUUUAUUGAGACUGGUCCAAGAAAGGUACAAGCUUACAUGACAAAAGCAGUGGAUUGUGUAGACUAAGGUUUGGGCUUAUGCAGUUCUGAUUAAGAAAAACAAAAAACUAAAUUUCGAACUCCUUUGUU